AUUGGGACGCAUGAUGUGCUGGUGAGGUAAGCAACUACCCGUAGGGUAAUAAAUCGAGAGAUCGACAGGAAAAUCACAGAUUUUAUAUGUUUUCAAGAUCUCGAAGAUCUCUCGAUGUGUCCCACUUUUGCUUACUUUUAGUUAGUCCGUUUUAAUGUUUAUACUCCCAAAGGAAAAUCGUUAUAUUCCACAGAAUGGGGCUGUGGUACUGAUACAGACAUAUAGUGACAUUUCUUUGAAGUUUGAUAUGCUUAUUUUUAGCAAAUUUUAGGGUUUACUGUAAACCCUAAAAUUUGACUAUACUAUUUGACCCGUUUACAACUUUAUUUACUGCUUGUGCUUUAUACGUUAUUUUUUGUUUCGAAUUUCGAAGUGUCAUCAGUUUCCCUAGUAAUUGAUCUAUCGUCGAUAGCUUGUUAAUCAUUUAUGCCGAUUGUUCUUCGGGACAGUGGAAAGUUUGUGGUCUGGUGAUACUGGCAAACUGUGAUCCAUGCGCUGUUAUCCGCUUGCAGCAGUGGGUUGACUGUGUUUUGGUGGUAUGUCAGUGUGAGGGCUUACCUAAGAGCGGGCAGUGGGGUCUGGUGGGAAGGUUUUAAGUGGAAGGUGAGGAAGCGCAGGUGUUCCUGGAUCAAGGAUAUAUCAGGGAGAUGAGCGAGAACGGCGAUGUGGGCCAGUCUGCUGCAGCAGCAGCGACGACUGCAGCGGCUGGCAGUACGAAUGGACACCUCCUGACGGGCUCCCCCACUCCCACUUCUCCCGUCAAUGGCAGCGCGGCUGCUUCCCAAUUUUAUCAGCUAAAAGUGGAUAUUGUUGCGGGCAAACUGGCCAAUAAAGGAACGGGCCUGUUCGGCGGCAUCUCGCCCUACGUGGAGCUGGUGGUGGACGGACAAACACCGAAGAAGACGGAGGUGGUGAAGAAGUCGCAGACGCCCAAGUGGGACGACAACUUUGUCGUAUUGAUCACGGCACAUUCCGUCCUGGAAUUCCGCGUCCUCGACAAGCGCACCCUGAAGAUGGACGCGCUGUUGGGCGCCAAACGACUACAUUUGUACAAAGUGCUGAAGGAAAAUGACGGCAACCUUGAGGACGUCCAGGUGACGUUAGAUCUGCGCGCGCCACGCCCCACCAGUUCAUCCAGCGCAAGCGCCGCGAUUUCUGCUGGGGAACUAUCUAUUAAAUUAUCAGGCGUCAAGAUGAAUAUGGCCGACGUACCGGCGCCGCGUCGGCCUUCGCGCAGCAACAGCGAGCCCACCAUCAACACUCCCUCCAACGCCGGCGCCGCCGCUACCUCACCGGUCUCUUCGCACGAAGCAGUUGCCGGGUCUGGUGUGAGCCUGCCACGGGCGUCGUCCGGCCAGGCGCUGACCACCAAUCCAUCCACUCAUGCCUCGCCUAGUCGACCUAAUCCUAUUGCCACCAUCAACAACGCCCCCAUUCCUUCCUCGUCGGCCACCGCGGCCAACAACCCGGCUCCUCGUGCGCGUCCGUCGAAAUCACCGGCGCCGCAACCAUCCGCCGUGGGAAUGGUGGAGCCCCUUCCGCCUGGCUGGGAGCAGCGGCAGGAUCCUUUAGGUCGUCCGUACUACGUGGACCAUAACACCCGCAGCACGACCUGGGAGCGUCCACAGCCGCUGCCCCCGGGCUGGGAACUGCGGCGCGAUCAGCGGGGCCGCAUCUACUACGUCGACCACAACACGCGCACCACAACUUGGCAGCGCCCAACCCUUAAUGCUAUUCGCAAUUUCCAAAACUGGCAGCAGAAUCGACCAGAUAUGCACCAAGUGGACCAACGUUUCUUGCCGCAGCAGGGUCAGGUGGUAGAGGACGACAAGCUCGGUCCGCUGCCGGAGGGCUGGGAACGGCGCAUCGAGCUGGGCAGCGGCCGGCCAUAUUACGUGAACCACCGUACCCGCACCACGCAGUGGGAGGAUCCGCGCACCCAGGGCGCCGGCGAUGAGGAGCCGCUGCCAGAAGGCUGGGAAAUGUGCGUCACAUCGGAUAACCGCACUUACUUUAUCGAUCACAACACGCGCACCACCACGUUUGAGGAUCCGCGAAAAGGGAAAUUGGCGGGUCCCAAAGGCGCCUACGGGCUGCCGGUGGCAUAUGAACGCAAUUUUCGCUGGAAGCUGUCGCAGUUCCGCUAUCUGUGCCAGUCAAACCAGGUGGCCAGUCAUCUGAAGUUGAUCGUCGGCCGGGAAAGUUUGUUCGAGGAGUCUUAUGCACAGAUUAUGCGCUUUCCGGCUUAUGAUCUGCGCCGGCGUCUGUUUAUAUCAUUCAGGGGUGAAGAGGGAUUGGAUUACGGCGGUAUUGCGCGGGAAUGGUUCUUUAUGCUGUCGCACGAGGUUCUCAAUCCCAUGUACUGCCUGUUUGAGUACGCCAAUAAGAACAAUUACGGCUUGCAAAUUAACGCCGGGUCCUACAUCAACCCGGAUCAUUUGCAGUAUUUCAAGUUUAUUGGCCGCUUUAUUGCCAUGGCGCUUUUCCAUGGCAAAUUUAUCUACACGGGUUUUACCAUGCCUUUCUACAAACGGAUGCUGAAUAGGAAACUUGUGAUGAAAGACAUUGAAUCUGUGGAUCCGGAGUUCUAUAAUUCCCUGGUUUGGAUUAAGGAAAACGACAUUCAGGAGUGCGAUUUGGAAGUGUUCUUUGCGUCCGAUUUUGAAGUGCUGGGCAAGGUAACGCAGCACGAACUGAAGCCGGGCGGAGCACAGAUUCCAGUGACGGAGGAGAACAAGCAGGAGUAUCUGGAGCUGGUGACACAGUGGUAUUUCUCGCGCGGUGUCGAGGAGCAGUGGAAGGCCUUCAUGGAGGGCUUCAACGACGUCAUUCCUCAGCAGUGGCUGCAGUAUUUUGAUGAGAAAGAGUUGGAGUUGAUGCUGUGCGGAAUGCAGGAGAUUGAUGUCAACGACUGGCAGCGCAACACCGUUUAUCGCAACUACACGCGCACCAGCAAACAGGUCACGUGGUUUUGGCAGUUCGUUAAAGAGAUCGACAAUGAAAAACGCUCGCGUCUGCUACAGUUUGUCACAGGGACAUGUCGCAUUCCCGUGGGCGGCUUCGCGGAAUUGAUGGGCAGUAAUGGUCCGCAGAAGUUCUGCAUCGAAAAGGUAGGCAAAGAAACCUGGCUACCGCGAUCGCAUACCUGCUUCAACCGGCUGGAUCUGCCGCCUUACAAGAAUUAUGAGCAGCUGGUGGAGAAGCUGAACUAUGCUAUCGAGGAGACGGAGGGCUUCUCGCAAGAGUAAUGCAGCAGUGGCGCCUAGGCUGGCCAGACGAGCCUCUUUGGUGCGUUUCCUUGUGAUUGCGUCCAGUCCGUUCUGUUCAAUGGACGGCGUUGGUCGGGUUAUAGUGUUUAUAUUUUCCGAAUGCUUUCCCGUUUUUCGAACUGGCAGCGACUGGCAGAUGCCGGAAAGCUUUUAUUCUGUAGCACUAUUGUGUUUAUGAUUGUAUCUUUUAUGGUAGGUUUACCGCCGUUUAUGUGCUUUUUAUUUGCAUGAUUGUAGUCAUGCAUGCAUGCCGCUCUUUUACGUUUCAAUAAAGAUUAUUGCUG
Paramacrobiotus metropolitanus is the source of this 3553-nucleotide messenger RNA. Its product is annotated as E3 ubiquitin-protein ligase Su(dx)-like. The record is from RefSeq and is a predicted model, not a curated record. Gene Ontology annotation, biological process: ubiquitin-dependent protein catabolic process. Lineage: Eukaryota; Metazoa; Tardigrada; Eutardigrada; Parachela; Macrobiotidae. The transcript has 10 exons. Gene Ontology annotation, molecular function: ubiquitin protein ligase activity; protein binding. Bases 648 to 3248 code for a protein of 866 amino acids.